GGACGAGGGAGGUAGAAGAAGAAGACAAACCCGAGUGGUUGGAGUUUGAUCUCGCCAAAAAAGUUGCUCGAAAUCUAGAUAACGCCUUAUCUUCUCUGGCACCGACGCUUCCCGCGCCAAUGGCUCUGAACAACCUCCUGAACCUUCCUCCCUCCAAGGGCGCGCUCAAACCCUCGCUCCCGCCACUCCCGACGCGCCCGUCGCUCCCCGCGCCACCGCGACGACCCCGUCUCCGUCCCUCCCUCACCUUCCUCCGCAGCGAGCCGCGGCGUGUCGUCCACUCGUCCGCGUCGUCGUCCCCGCCGUCGGACGCCGCGCCCUCGCCGCCGUCGUCGAGGGAAGAGGCCGUCGCGCAGGCGCGGUCCUGCCUCGCCACGGCGCUGCAGAGGCCGCUCAACAACUCGGUCCCGCUCAAGAAGCUCAAGAGGCAGCGCCAGCCUCGGCUCCGCGCCGAGAUCCCCGUCGUCGACGACUCGCCGGGCUCCCUCGCUCGCCUCGCGCUCGACGUGUUCUCCGGCGGCGCGGGCGUGUCGAAGAAGGGCUCCCCGGCGAGGCUGCUGCUCGUCUGGCCCUCGGCCGACGCGCUGGCGGUGGCAAUGCGGGAGUUCGAGAGUUCGGGGGACUCGGCGACUGCGCACGCGCAGCUGGGCUCGGAGGCGCCGGACGUGCUGAGCGCCUGCGACGCCGCCGUGUUCCUGGCGCCGGGGCCGGCGCAGGUGGAGCAGGUGAAGGCUGCCGCCGCCGCGGUGGACCCCAAGCCGGUGGUCCUGUUCAACCCCGCGUGGAGCUUCGAUGAUGAGGAGGGGGAGGCGUUCGGCGCCGGCGCGAGGGGCUUCGUGGGUUCCUUUAGCGUGGUGUACUCCUUCACGGGGCUGGAGGUGCGGGGCCUGCUGAGCAAGAAGAGGGGCGUGCUGCUCCGGUGCGUCGACGGCGGGAGGUUUGGCGGCGAGAGCUGGGUGCUCAUGGUGGAGAAUGACGGCGGCGCGCCCGAGGGGCAGGAGUUCAAGGUCGUGUCUCGGCUGAAGAAGCGGCCGACGAUCGGCGAGGUGGAGACGAUGCUGUACAACCUCAUGGCCGCCAACUCGCCCGUGACCAAGUCGGCCCGGUUCCUCAGGGAGAUGGUGUCCAAUGUGACCGGAGGGAAGGCGAAGCAAUAAUUCGUCCUGCUGCCUGCAUGAAUUUGAUUUUAGGAUAGGUUGGUUUAGAUGAUUUUUCACGGUGUCCUCUGAAUUUCUUGUGCCAUGCACGCAGGCACUGUUUUGGUUGGUAAUUCAGACGAUGACAUUGCAAGGUCGGCAAGCAACUCAUUGGAUUCGAACCAUCCCCUGCAAGAUUAUUCUGUUCGGAUGAACCAUGCAAUUAAGGUUCAUCCUUGUACUAUUACCAGCACUAGUUUAACAGCUCUUGCAGCUUUUUUUGUAGAUGUUGUAAUGUCAAGACAAAAAAAAAUUUGAGAGGCGACAGUUAUUUAAAUUGAGAUUAAAAUC
Setaria italica (foxtail millet) is the source of this 1487-nucleotide messenger RNA. RefSeq lists its product as uncharacterized. Gene Ontology annotation, cellular component: chloroplast. The record is from RefSeq and is a predicted model, not a curated record. Lineage: Eukaryota; Viridiplantae; Streptophyta; Magnoliopsida; Poales; Poaceae. The transcript has a single exon. Bases 120 to 1157 code for a protein of 345 amino acids.